Messenger RNA from Psilocybe cubensis, 849 nucleotides. RefSeq lists its product as uncharacterized. The transcript is spliced from 5 exons. Gene Ontology annotation, molecular function: DNA binding; protein dimerization activity; DNA-directed RNA polymerase activity. Gene Ontology annotation, biological process: DNA-templated transcription. Bases 1 to 849 code for a protein of 282 amino acids. The record is from RefSeq and is a predicted model, not a curated record. NCBI's taxonomy places the organism in Eukaryota, Fungi, Basidiomycota, Agaricomycetes, Agaricales, Agrocybaceae. Gene Ontology annotation, cellular component: RNA polymerase II, core complex.
AUGCAGUCCAACGAAGAUCUGGAACCCACUGUCCGUAUUCGCGAACUCAAAAAGGACCGCGUCAACUUUGUGCUAGGAAAUGUUGACUUGGCAUUCGCCAACUCUCUAAGACGAGUUAUGAUGGCAGACAUUCCUACAGUCGCCAUUGAUAUGGUCGAAAUCGAAACCAAUACCACAGUUCUGCCCGACGAGUUUAUUGCCCAUCGGUUGGGAAUGAUACCUCUUAUAAGCACCAACUGUGAUGAAGCUAUGCGAUACACUCGGGGUAUCGCAAAAGAACACGCCAAGUUUUCCCCAUGUUCAGCCGUCUCAUUCGAAUACGACCCGUACAAUAAAUUACGACAUACAACGUAUUGGUACGAGACGGAUAUCAAGGGAGAGUGGCCUUUGAGUGAAAAUGCGAAAGAAGAAGAAGCACCAAGGGACGACGAACCCUUUGAUUUCAAUGCGAAACCCAACAAAUUCUACUUUGAGGUUGAGACUGACGGCAGCCUUGGACCACAAGAAGUUGUAAUGAAGGGUCUGGCAGAACUUCAGACAAAGCUAGCCAACCUCAUUCUGGGUCUGAAAAGUGGACCUGAGCACGAUAUGGUUGCCAAUGACGUUACAGUUAACGGGCAUGGGCCGGCGAUCGACAAUCCAUGGACAGGCGGGGCGACUUGGACUUCACCGGCCAAUACUUCAGCGACAACAGGAUGGGGCGGAUCGACGAGUCCAUCACGCGGGGGAGGAGCGUCCAGCUCAUGGAGCAGUCAGCCUACUCCGAGUGGUGGUGGUGGCGGUUGGGGGACUGGUGCGAACGCUGGAUGGGGCAGUCCAGAGCGGCGCUCGAAUGGUUGGAACGUCUAA